GAGGACAAAAGGCUCUGAGCCCGUGGAUGGGAAAGGGGCAGGCAGGGCUGACGUCAUCCACCCCCCCUUUGUCACUGGGAGGAUUAGCCUAAGGCUCAGGUUGUUUAGGAAACAGCUGAUGUAAGUGACCGGGCUGUGGAGGGGCACUGGGAAGUGGCGGGCGCGGGGUCCUGAGAGCCAUGCCUGUGCCAGCUGCUGGCCUGUCCCUCUAGUCCCCCUGUGCACCUGCCAGGAUCAUGAAGGAGGGGAAGGAGUCCAGAGACCAGCAACUCACGGUGGCCCUUCGGAUCCGGCCGAUCAGCAUGGUGGAGCUGGAGGAAGGAGCUACUCUCAUAGCUCAUAAAGUGGAUGAACAGGUGGUGGUGCUCAUGGACCCCAUGGAGGACCCUGAGGACAUCCUGCGAGCCAACCGCUCCCGCGAGAAAUCCUACGUCUUUGACAUGGCCUUUGACUUCACAGCAACUCAGGAGAUGGUCUAUCGCACCACCACCAAGGGCCUGAUCGAAGGCGUCAUCUCCGGGUACAACGCCACCGUCUUCGCCUACGGCCCCACCGGCUGUGGGAAGACGUACACCAUGCUGGGCACAGACCACGAGCCCGGCAUCUACGCACGCACCCUCCACGACCUGUUCAGAGCCAUUGAGGAGACCAGUGACGACAUGGAGUACGAGGUGUCCAUGUCCUAUCUUGAGAUCUACAACGAGAUGAUCCGGGACCUGCUCAACCCGUCGCUGGGCUUCCUGGAGCUGCGGGAGGACGCCAAGGGAGUGAUCCAGGUGGCGGGGAUCACAGAAGUCUCCACCAUCAAUGCCAAGGAGGUCAUGCAGCUCCUGCUGAAGGGGAACAAGCAGCGGAUGCAGGAGCCCACGGCUGCCAACCAGACGUCGUCGCGGUCCCACGCCGUGCUGCAGGUCACCGUCCGCCAAAAGAGCCGCAUCAGGAACAUCAUGCAGGAGGUGCGGGUGGGGCGGCUCUUCAUGAUCGACCUGGCUGGCUCUGAGAGGGCGUCUCAGACCCAGAACCGCGGGCAGAGGAUGAAGGAGGGAGCCCACAUCAACCGCUCGCUGCUGGCACUGGGGAACUGCAUCAACGCCCUGAGCGACAAGGGGGCCCACAAGUACGUCAACUACCGCGACAGCAAGCUCACCCGCCUCCUGAAGGACUCCCUCGGGGGCAACAGCCGCACGGUCAUGAUCGCGCACAUCAGCCCAGCCAGCAGCGCCUUCGAGGAGUCCCGCAGCACCCUCACCUACGCCGACCGCGCCAAGAGCAUCAAAACCACGGUGAAGCGGAACCUGCUCAACGUCUCGUACCACAUUGCCCAGUACACCAGAAUCAUCUCGGACCUGCGCAGCGAGAUCCAGCGCCUCAAGUGCAAGAUCAAUGGGCAGGGGCCACGCCCAGCCCAGGGUGAGCGAGGCGACAUCCGGCACAUCCAAGCCGAGGUGCAGCUCCACAGCUCCCUCUGCGACCGGCAGGAGAUGGACCAGCUGCGGGAACAGCUGAUCAGCGCCUUCCAGGAGCAGAUGGACGUGCAGCGCCAGCUGAUGGAGCUGGAGAACAGCUACAUGGAGAUCCAGAUCGAGAGCACCCGGCACCUGCUGACUAUUGCAGUCUGGGACCAGGAGAAGAGGCGUCGCACACAGAAGUGCAGGGAGGAGCUGAGGAAGGACAAGAGCGGGAAGGAUUUGGAUACCGGGGACGAGCAGCCAGACGCGCCGGAGCCACAGGACGUGAUCUUGGCCAGGGAGAACAUCGCAGCCCUCAUGGGGGAGCAGAAGAAGCUGCGCAAGCAAAAGGCGGAGCUGGAGAAGCAGUUCAAGGAGAUCCGCCAGCGGGGGCGGCGGCUGGAGGAGGUCCUGCCGCGGCGCAUCAGCUCGGAGGAGCAGCGCGAGGUGCUGAGCUUGCUCUGCAAGGUGCACGAGCUGGAGCUGGAGAACACGGAGAUGCAAUCCAGCGCCCUGCUCAAGGACAAUGUCAUCCGCCACAAGAGUUAUGUGGUGCGGCGCUUCGAGCAGCACCGCAGCCUCUGCGACCGCAUCAUCCAGCAGCAGAGGCAGAUCAUCCACGAAUAUCACCUCUCAGUCCCACACCACCUGGAGGAGCUGUAUGAGAUCUACCUGCGGGAGCUGGAGGAGGGCAGCCUGGAUCAGGUCGCCAGCCUGGACCGUGUGGCCGCCAAAGCCCUGAAGGACACAACUCUGCCCAAGAUCCCCCAGCUCCCGGCUGCAGAGAGCGCCCUGGACUCUGACCAGGAGAGCAUGAGGACGCUGGGCUCGGAGCACCAGCCGCUGCUGCAGCGCGACUCCCGCAGGCACGCCCUGCCGCCCCUUGUGCUGGAUGCAGAGAGUGACCUGGCCCAGGUGUUCAGGACCAGCCCCCGGAUGCGGCAGAUCAAGAGUUCGGCUGUGCUGACCCCGCCCCCGAUCCACGUGAACGGCAUGGUGACCCAAGAGUACCUGCACCGGGGGAGCCUGGCCAGCCUGGAGAGCCACCACAACUCCUCCCCGGACAGCAGCGAGAACUGCUCGGACGUCGCCCUGCGCAGAGAGCGCAGGGAGAUCCUGAGCAGUACCAAGAGCAUUGUGGUGAAGGCUGCCCGGCGCCGCUCCCGGGUGCUGGAGUCCGACCGGCUGCACCUGCUGGAGCCCAUGAAGGAGCGGAGCAGCCUGUCGCUGCACUCCCUGAGCGAGAGCGAAGACCCCCUCUCCCCGGAGACCCCCGCCUCCCAGCGCCUGCCCUGCCCCGGGCUGCAGCAUGCCGCCAGCGAGGACAACCUGUCCAGCAGCACCGGGGAGACGGCCUCGCGCCUCUGUCCCAGCCACUCCCCCGGACCCUGGCUCCGGGGGCACAAGCAGGGUGGCAAAAAGGGGAAGAGAGAGGAGUCGCUGGACGGCAAAAGGCGGAAGCAACGGUCAAGGUCCUUCGAGGUCACCGGCCAUGGGCUCCCAGGACUGAAGCCCAAUGUAACCCAGUGCCGGCUCCUCGAGAGCAACUCUGAGCACAGGAUGCCGGCGGGGGGGCAGCCAGCGCCGCACCCCCAAGCGCCUGGCAAAGCCAAAGGGAGGCUCCCACAGAGCCAGUAUGCAGGUCCAGGGGACCCGGCGUCUCUCCCACUUCCCCUCCCUCAUCCCAGUAGCUUGAAGAAAGGCCCCCAGCCCAGCCAGCGCCCCCGCCUGAGCUACAUCACGCUGAACGGCACCAGCGCUUACGCCAAGGAUGGCAGGAGCCAGCGCUAUUGACGGGCUGAGAGCAGACAGCCCCGGACUGCGAGGGCAGGGGCUAGGGAAGCCUGGGCCUGGCAGGACUGUCCUGGAGGCUUGGCGUGCCCAGCGCUGCCGGGACUAGGGGGGCGAGCAGGGUGCGGGGGGCUCCUCUGGGCAGAGCCGGUGCAGGGCAGGGAGCCUGCAGGAGGAAAGGGGUUUACCAACAUAGUUCUCAUGGACGGUUGAUUCUCUCCCUCCUCCUGGCUGCCCCGCAGCCCUGGCUGCUGGAGUCUAUCCCUUCCGCAGCCGUCCGGACACGUUCCCUCUACCCCUCUAUCCAGCCGUCUCCGCCCGGGAAGCACUCAGGCCGCCGCGUCCCCCUUGCCAAGGGUUGCAGGGAGCUCCCUCUGAAGAGUCGCUCAGCUGAUGGCCAGUCACCUGUUCCCAGCAAGUCGCUCUGUUCACAGCCCCACGCCCCAGCUGCCGUGCGGCAGGUGGGGGCAAUGGAGCGCUGGGCGUCCUGCUGACCCCGUGUGGAUGGACGCCAAGCACCCAUGCCGCUCAAGCCCCAUGGUUUGCUGCCCUGUGCCUUCCCUCCAGACUGCUGGCCUCGCCCACCUCUCCCACUGGCCUCCGGGCAUGGGCUGGGCUCAGGAUGCCACACUCCCUUCGCACCCCAGAGCUUCCUGUGACUGCUGCCACCCACAUACACCUGCCUGCUACCCCACCGUGCCAGCUGCACUGCGCCCAGGGCUCUGCCUCCACGGGUGCCCUGCACGGCCGGUCAGUGCUGCAGCUCCCUGAGUCUGCUGGGACUGAUGCCCUGCCUGCGCCGCCGGCCUUGGGUUUCCAGCCUCCCAUGUCACUCCCUUGCUCCCCAGGGGCUGCAGAUCCCAGUCCCUGGAGGGUCUCGCAGUGCUCAGCAUCAUCCCCUGCUGGCAGAAUAACAGCAGGACUGGCCUGCUGCAAAGGGAGUGGUGGUCUGCUGGAAAGCUGGUGGCCAUGAAUCCGGCUGGGGGCACCCCCAACCCUCCCUUACUGAAUGCACGGUGCGUGUGCACCGUCAGUGGGGAGUUCAGGGCCCUCCGGCUCUGCUCCUCCGGGGCCAGCUGUGGCUGAGGAUUGUCUGCGGGUGUCUUGGGGAGAGGGCAGGGGGUGCCCCCGAAGUGCCCUCCUGCCCUCCCAGCUCCUGGGGUGAGUGGAGGCAGGGAGGGGAGCUCCCGGGCGUGAUCAGCAGGCAGAAGGCGUGUGGACCCUGGUGCUGGCUUGGUUACGCUGUAAAUAAAUUGUGUUGCCAAACUCCACCUGGCCAGGGUCCAGUCCUGCCCUAACAUGGCCAACAGGACCUGCAGUGCUCAGGACCAGGCCCUUGCGGUGCAGCUAGGAUGGCACCAGAUUCCAGCCAGGCCUGGGAGCCCUGCAGCAACAGGGUCUGGGGGCAGGGGGGCUCACUGCUGGGCCCAGUCCAUGGGCUUGGCUCAUUGGCUGUGGGCUGCUGGGGCCGCCCUGGGCCCUGCGGGUAUUUCCCGGGACUCUGAGCCUGGGGUUUUUA
Messenger RNA from Chelonoidis abingdonii (Abingdon island giant tortoise), 4758 nucleotides. It is a transcript of the gene KIF19, whose product is annotated as kinesin family member 19. Gene Ontology annotation, molecular function: ATP binding; microtubule motor activity; microtubule binding. The record is from RefSeq and is a predicted model, not a curated record. NCBI's taxonomy places the organism in Eukaryota, Metazoa, Chordata, Testudines, Testudinidae. Gene Ontology annotation, biological process: microtubule-based movement.